AUGGACCAAGCCAAAGUUUUAAAGUAUCUCAUUUCAAUUGAAAAAUUAGCAGAAGAAAUCCUCAACGAUAAACAUGAAAUAAUGCUUUUGGAUAAAAGGAGAAAUCAGAAUCGUGAAGCCCUCAGAGACAUUAGUAAAGCUUGUCAAACAAAGUGCUGGGUCACAGUGGGUUCAGUUCUUAUAAAACACAAAUUGAGUGAUACCAAAACACUUCUAGAAGCUGAUCAAAAACAACUUAACAUUGAUAUUAACAAACUGCGAAGCAAUCUGAAAGUUAAAGUCAAUGAUUUAAGAGACUUAGAAAUGCAACCACCCAUACCAGGUUCAAUGCUAGUUCCUCUGUCUGAUAAGGAAACUGCAGGCCUGUCAAGAAAUGGUUUAUUUUCAUCCUAG
Molecule: messenger RNA, 393 nt
Organism: Maniola jurtina (meadow brown)
Lineage: Eukaryota; Metazoa; Arthropoda; Insecta; Lepidoptera; Nymphalidae
Gene: Pdrg1
Product: p53 and DNA damage-regulated protein 1
Exons: 1
Coding region: 1-393 (130 amino acids)
Biological process (GO): protein folding
Cellular component (GO): prefoldin complex
Source: RefSeq, a predicted model, not a curated record